Tinamus guttatus (white-throated tinamou) is the source of this 3852-nucleotide messenger RNA. The record is from RefSeq and is a predicted model, not a curated record. Lineage: Eukaryota; Metazoa; Chordata; Aves; Tinamiformes; Tinamidae.
AAGACAUAUAUGAUUGGCUUCGCAAGAGUAAGUUCUCUUUGAAAGAGUCUGUUGGUGCAUUGGAGAGCAAUUCUGAGGAAAACUUUCCACUGAGCCAGUUUACUACUGUGGACAGAGAAGCUAUUUGGGCAGAAGUGGAAAAAGAUCCAGAGAAGCCUCGGUUAAAAACUGAAGAAUCUGAAAAUGGUACCUCUUGUAAUCCAGUAGCUUCACACGAGGCAGACGGUGACCAAGAUAAUAGUGAGCACACAGAAUCAGCUGAUACCAGCACAGGCCACGAUAGUGAAAAUACAUCCUCUUUUUCUCCUUCUCUGGAGUUGCAAGAAGUGAGCAAUGAGGAACACGAUAGUGCUGCAGUGGAUUGCAAGGAUAAACCAAAGCAUGCAAGUUCCUUCAAUGCUUUCCUCCCCGAAAGCUCCAAAUCCAAUGUAGCACUAAGUCUUGUGCGUGCUGACUCUGAGAGGACUCAGGCAUCAGAAUCUUUGUCAAGUGAUGAAGAGGUGGACUUGGAGCUCCAGGAAAUUACCCAUUCCAGGUUGCUCAAGCAGCAGAAGGAAAAGCAGGAGAUGAUUGAGGCUUUGUUCAAACACAUGCUGUUGUAUUUGCAGCCUUAUGAUUCCAGGAGGGUACUGUAUGCUUUUUCUGUUCUGGAGGCAGUACUCAAAACAAACCCUAAAGAAUUUAUUGAUGCUGUAGCUAGUACUAGCAUGGAUACCAGCUCCACAGCACAUUUGAAUCUUAUUUACAAUCUUCUAGCUCGCCAUCAGGAAGCCCUUGUAGGACAAAGUUUUUAUGGCAAGCUUCAGACUCAGUCCCCCUCCAUGUGUCCCCAUUCUCUCCUAAUAGAACUGCUUACUUACCUCUGUUUGAGUUUUCUGCGCUCGUAUUAUCCAUGCUACCUGAAGGUCACCCACAGAGAUGUGCUUGGCAACAGAGAGGUUCAGGUAAAAAGUGUGGAAGUCUUGAUUCGAAUGAUGACUCAGCUGAGUGUCAUAGCAAAGUCUGCAGAGAAUAGGAAUCUAGAGUUCAUACACAAUUUGCUGGGAAGAUGCAAAAUUCAAGAGUUUGUUCUUCUUUCUUUAUCUGCAUCUAUGUACACAAGCCAAAAACGAUAUGAACUACUUAUGGCAGAUGCAGUUAAUAAUGUUCCUGAAGAAGAUCUCUUUGAAGAGAGCCUAGUCAACUUUGGGCAUGAUCAAAUAUGGAGCGAACACCCACUCCAGAUUGAGUUGCUGAAGCUUUUGCAGGUUUUGAUAGUUUUGGAGCACCAUCUUGGACAGACUCACGAGGAGCAGGAGAAUCAGUCAGACCUCUUUAAAGAAUGGCAGCAGGCUCUUAAUUUCCAGCAGGCCAUCGGCGCAAUGCAAUACGUCUAUCCACACCCAAUAACUUCACAGGGAUUAUUUGUUUCUGCCGUUGUUAGAGGCCUCCAACCAGAGUAUGGCUAUGGGAUGCAUCCCACGUGGGUAGGCUUAGUCACAUGUUCCUUGCCCUAUUUUGGGAAAUCCUUAGGCUGGACUGUGGCACCAUUUGUUGUACAGAUUUGUAAAAACCUGGAUGAUCUUGUCAAACAGUAUGAAAAUGAAACUGUGAAGUCAUCUGUGAAACCAUCAGCAAGCUUAACGUCUAAAAGAGAAAAUGUUACACCUGAUUACCCAUUAACCCUUUUGGAAGGUCUGACAACCAUUGGUCACUUCUGCCUUUUGGAUCACCCUAAUCAAACUAAAAAGUCGUCAUGUGUAGGUGAACCUACAAAUCUGAGAAAUGCAAGGAAUGCCAUUUUAGAAGAAUUGCCUCGUAUCAUUAACACAAUGUCUCUUCUUUGGAGCAUUAUAAAAAGGGAAGACACUCAAAAAAGGCCAACUGACUUCUUUGGGACAACUAAGGGCUCCUCUUCAGUCUACUUUAAAGCAACCAAGACAUUAAAAGCUAAAAUAUUGGACUUCCUGAACCCACUGACAGCACAGCUUGGAAUGCAGUUGAUGGCAGCAAUUGCAGCAGUAUGGAACAGCAAGAAACCUCAUAGGAGUCAAAGUAAAAUAAAGAUUCUUCCAGUGCCUAGUGCAUCUCAGCUUAUUCUUGUGGACUUGAUAUGUGCACUUAACACAUUGAAAAUAGACACUAUAUUACACCUAGUCAAAGAAGUAGUCAAGAAACCAUCACAAAUCAAAGGCGAAGAGAAAUCUUCUCUUGUAGAUAUUCCCAUGCUGCAGUUCAGUUUUGCUUUCAUUCAAAGACUGCCUAUCUCAGCCUUGCAGGAGAACUUCCAGCCCUUAUUAGGGCUUCUGAAGGAGUCUGCACAGUUGAAUUUGGCUCCUCCUGGACACUUCUUACUUCUCAGUAUUCUGAAUGACUUUGUGACUAGAACGCCUACUCUAGAAAACAAAAAAGACCAAAAAGACUUGCAGGAUGUGACCCAAAAAAUCUUGGAGGCUGUAGGAACCAUUGCUGGUUCUUCUCUGGAACAGACUAGCUGGCUUAGCCGGAAUUUAGAAGUGAAAGCUCAACCUCAGAUUUUACCAGAUGAGUUCAACUUUGAAGACGUGAAUGAUACAUCAAUGACACCAUCCUCAAUGGUUUCUGCCUCUGCUCCCUCAAUAUACAGUGUCCAAGCCCUUUCACUCCUUGCAGAAGUUCUUGCUUCCCUCUUGGACAUGGUUUACCGGAGCGAUGAGAAGGAGAAAGCUGUGCCAUUGAUUUCACGUUUGCUUUAUUACGUAUUUCCCUAUCUACGCAACCACAGUGCCUACAACGUUCCAAGCUUUCGUGCUGGUGCUCAGUUGCUCAGCUCAUUGAGUGGAUAUGCCUAUACCAAGCGAGCCUGGAAAAAAGAAGUUCUUGAGCUGUAUAUGGACCCAGCAUUUUUCCAAAUGGACACUUCAUGUACUCAUUGGAGAUCCAUUGUUGAUCAUCUUCUAACACAUGAGAAGACAAUGUUCAAAGAUUUGAUGAAUAUGCAGAGCAGCGCAUUAAAACUAUACCCAAGUUUUGAGCAAAAAGCAAUGUUGCUAAAGCGACAGGCUUUUGCUGUUUUUAGUGGGGAGAUUGAUCAGUAUCAUCUCUACCUUCCAUUAAUACAAGAACGACUGACCGAGAACCUUCGUGUUGGACAAACUUCCAUAGUUGCAGCACAGAUGUUUCUCUUCUUCAGAGUUCUUUUGUUAAGGAUUUCUCCUCAGCAUCUAACCUCGCUGUGGCCAAUUAUGGUAACAGAAUUGAUUCAGACGUUUCUACAGCUGGAAGAAGAUUUAACAGAGGAAGAGGAACCACCAAAGAGCAACAGCAAAAUAAGCAGACAGAAAGUGUCAGCUGAUGGCAGUGGUUCCUCACUUUCUGACAUACAGCAGAAUGAACUGUCCUUGUAUUUAUCAGCUUGUAAAUUUUUGGAUACAGCACUUUCAUUUCCACCCGACAGGAUGCAGUUAUUUCAGAUGUACAAAUGGGCGUUUGUCCCAGAGAUUGACACAGAAGCGUGUACUGUGAAUUCUCAUCUGAUGGAAAAUCAUCAAGAAUGCAGACCACACAUUUUAAGAAUCAUGGAUCUGCUAAAGAAGAAAUAUGGGGAAACGAACAAUACUAAUGAGAGAACUUCCAAAAGGCCCAAAUUUCCUCUUUUGGACAUCCGCUGUAUAUCUAGCAUCACCCAGCUGGUACCCUUCUUCAAGACUCUGUGUUGCGUGUUUACAGCAAAGGGGAGCGAGUCCCAGAAUUGCCAUGCUUCUGCCUCUCUCCCUGUGGACUACUUUGGCAAUAAUGGCAUAAAGAUCUUGCAACAGCUUGAAGACAGUGUUGAAUGUGACUUUCUUGAAAACAUGGAAAGUUAAGCACCAUGGCAAAUGUUUUAUUUGUGUU